Hippocampus zosterae (dwarf seahorse) is the source of this 2401-nucleotide messenger RNA. RefSeq names its product fibrinogen gamma chain (gene fgg). Gene Ontology annotation, cellular component: fibrinogen complex. Gene Ontology annotation, molecular function: signaling receptor binding. The coding region runs from base 384 to 1691 and encodes 435 amino acids. Lineage: Eukaryota; Metazoa; Chordata; Actinopteri; Syngnathiformes; Syngnathidae. The transcript has 9 exons. Gene Ontology annotation, biological process: protein polymerization; blood coagulation; platelet activation. The record is from RefSeq and is a predicted model, not a curated record.
UAAAAAAGUUUUGUUCAAGCUGAAAGCCAUUUUUAAUUGAAAGCAUUGCGUCCUCUCAAAUGGAAAAGAUGGUCAUCAUCCAGUUUUUGGCGGGACAGUGUCAUACUCUGACCAUAGUAUUGGAGGGAACCAGAAUAAAAACAUACCAUUUUAAAUAGUGAUGAUGAAACAGAACGUUCAGCAUCUCCGACCUGGUGAGAGGGAACAUCAACACAGUCAAAUCUGGGAAAUGAUCCGAGUGGUCGUUUGAGUCAUUGUCAGCGUGCGUGCGUGUUGUGUUGACGUUUGAACCUCUCAUCAAACAUCCGACGGAGGACCUUGUCCCCGAUAAAUACGCCGUGGCGGCGAGUGGGGAGCUUCACACUCAACCAAAAGGAACCAACAUGGCCUCACCACUGGUGGCCCACGCCGGGCUUGUUCUGCUUUUCUCCGUGGCGUCGGCCCAAAUCCGAGGAGAUAACAUCGGCGUCAGAAACGACAACAGCAUGACGUGCCACCCCAACGACGGCUUUCGCAAGUACUGUCCCACGACGUGCGGCGUGGCCGACUACAUGCACAAAUACACAUCCGGCGCCCACGAGAGUCUGGACUAUCUGCAAAAAGAGCUGGAUAGCAUCCACAACCUGACGGCGGGAGCUCAAGAACGCGUCAUCUACAUGAAAGACAGCAUCCAAACGGUCCAGAAGAACAUCCAACCCGAUGUCUACUUCCAAAAGUCGGCCGAUAUGCUGGAUGAUGUCAUCCGCUUUGAGAGGACCAUCAUGGAACAAGAGAAGCAAAUCUUCCAAGUGGAGGAUGUGUUCACCGCCAAUGAGAGGAGAAUGGCAGACUUGAAGAUGCUCUCCAUUCAGUUGCAGAGUACAUGCAGCGAGCCCUGCAAGGAAAGUGUUGUGAUUCAGCCCACCACAGGAACAGAUUGCCAGGAUGUCGCCAACAAAGGCGCCACAGUCAGCGGGAUUUACUACAUCAAACCGGCCCAAGCGACCCAACAGUUCCCGGUGUACUGCGAGAUUGACAACUUUGGGCGUGGCUUCACCGUCAUCCAGCGGAGACGGGACGGUAGCGUGGACUUCCACAAGGACUGGAUCCAGUACAAGGAGGGUUUCGGCUACCUCUCCCCCGAUGACAGCACCGAGUUCUGGCUGGGCAAUGAGAAGAUCCACCUUCUGUCCGUGGGCAGUAGCAUCCCGAUGGUGCUCAGGAUAGAGCUGGUCGAUUGGGAGGGCAACAAAAGGUAUGCCGACUACGCCAUGUUCCGGGUCGCGCCGGAGGUGGACAUGUACCGCCUGACGUACGGCUACUACAUGGGCGGUGACGCCGGCGACGCCUUCAACGGCUUUGACUUCGGCGACGACCCCAGCGACAAGUUCUUCACCUCGCACAACGGCAUGCAGUUCAGCACCUUCGACAAGGACAACGACAAAUACGACGGCAACUGCGCCUUGCAGGACGGCUCGGGCUGGUGGAUGAACCGGUGCCACGCUGCCCAUUUAAACGGCAAAUAUUACCAGGGUGGGCGCUACACUGAAAAGGACACCGGCGAAUUCGGCUACGACAACGGCAUCAUCUGGGUGACGUGGCACAACCGCUGGUACUCCCUGAAGGAGACCACCAUGAAGAUCAUCCCCGUGACGCGCAUCAUGGCAGGCGGGGGUCAGGAGGCGGGUGUCAAGCAGUUUGGAGUGGUUUAAAAAAAAAAGAAAAAAGAAAAUCAUUAUUGUUUGGAGCUCAGGAUAGUUUUGUUUUUGUCCCCAUACUUGAUCAUCUUAAAUCAUUUGCUCAACCUCGGGUGGAUGUCCGACCAAAGAUGUUUAGCAUUCUCUGAGUCAUUAUUUCUUUGUGCUGUCGUCCAUGUUGACCCGUUUCCGUACUUCACAUUCUGUGAGGAUUAAGCAUCUGUUGAGUUUCAUUCAGGAGUUUGUUGAAGUCCAUUUUUUAAAUUAUUUUUUUUCGUUUACAUGUCACAAAAUUGAUGUUGCUUUUGGGGCUUUUCUUGAUUUAGUUAACCAUUAAUUGGCAAACAUGCGUUUGUACAUCGAGUACACCAAACUUUGAACUCACAAAUUAACCCCCGGCAAAAAUACCAGAAAUAAUUAACUAGUGAGUGGGUUCUGCGAUAACCAUUUGCCCAAUUAUUCAUUCAUUCAUCUUCCGUACCGCUUGAUCCUCACUAGGGUCGCGGGGGGUGCUGGAGCCCAUCCCAGCCGUCUCCGGGCAGUAGGCGGGGGACACCCUGAAUCGGUUGCCAGCCAAUUAAUGAAUGAUUAAAAUAUAUAUUUUUUAAAAGAACAAAAGUAAUCAAUAUUUUUUGUAUUUUUAAAAAAUAAUUUAUACUGUAUAUUCAAUCUCCUCAAUUCAAUCUCAAACUUAGAAUUUCAUGGCUGCACCAGCCCCUCCUCCC